AUGCCCCUCGCGUCCGGAGCCGCUCGCAGGGGAGGGGCUCUGUCAUGAAUCAGGGAGAAGGCGAUUAGUCACCAGAAGAGACGGACGGCAGCGCGUAAGUGUUUUAAUACUUGUUCUUAGCUCUGUUGUUUAAAUUAAUUACUUGCUGCUAGGAAAGAAUAGUUUGUUUCCUACCUAUUUCUAUUCUGCUUUUUCGUUGUGGUUUAUAUUUUUGAUUGCACUUACUGGUCAUUAUAAUAACUGCCCUUUAGCUGAAACUCCUUUCCUGCACUUAAGUGCGACGUGUUAGUUUCGAUUUGAGCCAUUGCCCUGCGAUUGGCUGGUGGUUGUGCUAAUUAAAAGCGACCACAGCUUUUUUUCACUCUAGACUGUGUAUUUGUUUGAGGUGUGUGCGCUGACGCGGAAGCGUCUGCGGAAGCGUUCAGCCGUCGUGUUCAGCCUCCUCGUGUGAAGACCGAGGAGUGUAAAGACCUGCGACUUUUUCCUGUGCGACUUGAACCGAGCAACGACACCGAGCUACACACUUAAGUCAGCACGGACUGCCCCUUCUAACCCCUGGUUAUCUGAUGUUCUUCGUGAACAUCAGACUAAACUCAGAGCGGCAGAGAGAAAAUGGCACAAAUCAAACAACCCGUCGGACCGGAAACAACAAACUGGACGCUAAACAGUCAGGUUUCAGGAGUGGCCAUUCAACUGAGACUGCACUUCUCUCGGUCACUGAAGCCCUGCGAAUUGCAAAAGCCCAUUCCAAAUCAUCAGUCCUCAUUCUGCUGGAUCUAUCUGCCACGUUUGACACUGUCAAUCAUCAGAUACUCCUCUCCACUCUCUCAUCACUGGGCAUCGCUGGAAUUCCACUUCGCUGGUUUGAAUCCUAUCUCACUGAUCCAACGGUAGCUGCAAGGAUCUCAGGUUGCCUGGCGGACAUCUCGGCAUGGAUGAAAGAACAUCACCUCCAGCUCAACCUGGCAAAGACUGAGCUUCUUGUCUUUCCCGCCACUCCGACUCUACAGCAUGACUUCACGAUCCAGUUAGGUUCAUCAACAAUUACCCCAUCAACUUUGGUCAGAGAUCUUGGUGUAAUCUUUGAUGACCAGCUGACCUUCAAAGACCACAUUGCAAAGACUGCUCGAUCUUGCAGGUUUGCACUACACAACAUCAGAAAGAUCAGGCCCUUUCUGACGGAGCAUGCUGCACAACUUCUUGUCCAGGCCCUUGUCAUUUCUAGGCUGGACUACUGCAAUGCUCUUCUGGCUGGACUUCCAUCAAACACAGUCAAACCUCUACAAAUGAUUCAGAAUGCGGCGGCACGACUGGUCUUCAAGGAACCCAAAAGAGCCCAUGUUACACCUCUCUUUAUCUCAUUGCAUUGGCUACCAAUCGCAGCUCGCAUCAAGUUCAAGACACUGAUGCUUGCUCAUAGAACAACCACAGGCUCAGCACCCGCCUACAUGCACUCACUAUUAACCCUCUGUGGUCGACAAACGCAUAUAUGCGUUUUGAGGCAGAUUUUCCUGAUAAGGCCGAAAUGAGCUUGAAUUACUCUGCCAUUUUUGAUCGUACAGAUAAAAGCAAUACACCAUUCGAAUCUGUAAGGGGUCUACUUUUAUUUGUAUACACUCAUAAUAACAACUAAACUUUGUGCUUUUGAAGAAUAAAGAAAACAAACAGGGUGUGCUCUCUGUCUUCUCCGUCUCCGCGAACUGUUUUUAGAAACGCGUCACUAAAAUGAACUGUAACUCAGCAAAUACUCAACACAGAGACAUGGGAGUUAUAUCUAAAGAAAGCUUGGAGUGUCUACUUUGAAAUGAAGCAAGUCUUAUCGAAAACAUUCUGUGAUGAAGUAAUCCGUAUGAAACCAACAUGAUGUUCAAUCUUUCCCGUCUGACUCAUCGCUAAUGUGACCCCCGCCCUCGCGCAACUCGCGCUGUUCAUAUGUAAAUAGCCACGUGGUAAGUGCGCGCGUGCAAACGCCCAACAACACAAACAAAGAGGAGGUCCUUCAUCGCGGCUACUGUUCGUUUCUGGAAGACGCGCUGAGUAAAGGCAGGAUUUCCCUCGAAAGAAGAACACGAUUUCAUCCAGCAGAGGAGAUGAAUACCAGCACCAGAUGAAUCCUGAUGUCUCUUCAAACUGUUUUCCUCUGAGAGCGCUGCACCAACAUCAGAUGUUCAACUACACCGAUAUUCUAUGUUAAAACAAGCUCCUUCUCUACUGAUUAUGUUUUUUUUCUUCUUGAAUCCAUGGAAAGUAGAAACACUUAAAUAACA
Onychostoma macrolepis is the source of this 2267-nucleotide messenger RNA. RefSeq lists its product as uncharacterized. Lineage: Eukaryota; Metazoa; Chordata; Actinopteri; Cypriniformes; Cyprinidae. The record is from RefSeq and is a predicted model, not a curated record. Bases 567 to 1529 code for a protein of 320 amino acids. The transcript is spliced from 5 exons.